CUCAAGGACUUAACAACUCAUUGCGCAGCACCACGUGAUUGUCGGGACCUGGUCUUCGACCAACAAGCGUACAGCAGCGCCUUUCCUCCCACGGCAUCCUGCCCUCGUGCCGAGCGCCUCGAAAGAAAAUUGUCGCCGGAGUCCGUUCGCAAAAAUGCCUACAAAGUGUCUCGGAAGCUUGGCUACACCUACCGACAAUUACCUCUUUGCUUUGGCGAGGGGGUCGGGAACUCAACUAGCGACUAUCGGAUCCGAUGACGCUCUGCGCAUCUUUGACGCCACCACUUUGAAGGUCACCAAGACUCUCCAAGACUGUCACUCCGGCGUUGCUUGCCUCAAGACUGGCGAAUCUGCUCGCACCUUUGUGACCGGCGGCCGCGAUGGCUUGGUGCGAUGCUGGGAUAGUCGUGCAAAGAACGUUGCUGAAAUGGCCGACCCCAAAGCAAACGGCAUAGCAUCGUUAGCAUGUCACGACCACCUCAUCGCCGUCGGUACGGAGAGUCUGAAAGAAGGACUCGGUGAUGUGAGUGUGCUGUUGUUCGACACACGAAACAGCAGUGCACCAGUGCGGCAGUACAACGAAUCGCAUACCGAUACUGUGACCCAACUGCAAUUUCAUCCUGCCCAACCUCAAGUUCUGCUGUCGGGCAGUACAGAUGGGCUGGUCUCCAUUUUUGAUGUCAAUCACGAGGAUGAGGAUGAUGCUCUGCAGCAAGUCCUGAAUCCCAGAUCAGCAGUCCACUGCGCCGGCUUCAUCGCUCAGGACCAGGCAUAUGUUGUAUCCACAGACGAGCAAUACUCCAUCUACACACUGGCCAAGACCGCGUCCGAGGAAGAAGAGCUCCCUCCGCCACUGCAAUUUGGAGAUGUGCGUCAAAAGCUCGAUUGCAUGUAUGUGAUCGACGUGCUUGUGCAGCCAGAUGGGCCACCAUUGAUUGCGUACGGCCACAACGAGAAGCGAACCUUGGGCAUCUCUUCGCUGGGCACGCCUGGAGCAUGGGACUUUGGGCAAAAGAUCGACCUUCCAGGUGCUCACGGUGACGAAGUGGUUCGGGACGUAUUGCUGAUAGAGAAGAGAGCUUUCAGCUGUGGAGAGGAUGGUAACGUCAAGGCAUGGUCACUUGGCUGAGCCAAAAUGUAGGUCAGCUUUCCACUUUGCCUCAUCGUGGCCCAGAAAAGUCUCAAUGAUACCCAGCAGGCGAUGACCAG
Cercospora beticola is the source of this 1209-nucleotide messenger RNA. RefSeq lists its product as uncharacterized. Lineage: Eukaryota; Fungi; Ascomycota; Dothideomycetes; Mycosphaerellales; Mycosphaerellaceae. Gene Ontology annotation, molecular function: protein binding. The record is from RefSeq and is a predicted model, not a curated record.